This is a messenger RNA of Hypoxylon fragiforme, 1663 nucleotides long. RefSeq names its product terpenoid synthase. Lineage: Eukaryota; Fungi; Ascomycota; Sordariomycetes; Xylariales; Hypoxylaceae. Bases 497 to 1591 code for a protein of 364 amino acids. The transcript is spliced from 5 exons. The record is from RefSeq and is a predicted model, not a curated record.
CCAUAACCUGCAUGGAACACUGCAUAGGCAACAGGGAUAGAACCACUAGGUUGGAGACUAGAUUGGUAGACACUGCAGUGUGAAGACUGAUACAUACCUAUCUUACAAGACCAGCUAAGGUUACAUGUGUAAGCUGGCUUUGUUUCCUCAUAUUGUGUCAUACUAGGAGCCUAUAGCCCAUGUUCUUCAGCGUUUUGAUAGUCUCCACCAGAUGUCUGUGAUAACUUUCGACGAACCUCGUUUAGAAUAGCACGAACCGGACAAGGUGGAUGGCCUAGUGCGGCCCGAGGAAGGAUCUACAGGGAGCUUCGGAACGAGCAUACAUGUAGAUAUUUACUAUGUGACGCGAUCGUGUCUCAGGGUUGAUGACCCGAGGAUUCGACCAGAUAGAUAAACGCCUUCCUAUUCCCCCCAAGUUGUUGUUUUUGGGACUCGGUUCACCAGCCUCUUGCCUCUUUCCAAUAUUUAUUCUGACCAAGUUAUCAUUUUUCCAACCAUGCACAAAAGUACAGGAGUAGCAGCUCUCAGGAGUUUGCGAGGACAGUUACUUACGAUUCCGGACUUGAGGCCCGUUUACGCAAACUGGACUGCUGGGCUCAGCCCCUAUUGUGAUGAGCUAAGGGCAUUUGUUGAAGAGAACAUAAACAAGUAUGUCAAAGACGAAAAGGCCAAGAAAAAGACAAAGGCCAUCGAUCUCGGCUGGUUCGCCUCAUUGACCUAUCCAGAUGCAGAGCUGGAGCAAUUGAAAACGAUAGCUCUAAUGUCUAUGAUCUUUUUUAUCUUUGAUGAUACAAUCGACAAGGAGAUUGAGGACGAUACACCAGAUUUCGCUUCUGACUUUGACCUUGCCACCAAGCUUAGACAGGAGUCGAUAGCUUGUAUGCGAUAUCUAUUCUCACAGGACGGUUCCAAGGCCAGCUCUAACCGCCGAGCUCCUCGUGUGCCACAGGAGUUUGCGAGUAUCGAGGCAUUUGCGCCUAGAGUGACAGCGGCUACUCGAGGUCGUAUUGAUCUAGACAAGCUUGGCGAUGACUUUCAAGAAUUCAUCGAAGCCAACGCUAUAGAACAAGCCUUCCGGCUCUCAGGAAACUUGCCUGACAUUAAGGAGUACUGGUCUUACCGCCAUGGCGUCGGCGCAGUUUUCCCCUAUUGUACUAUGAGUCAAUAUGUGCACAACAUCGCUUUGCCCGAUAGUCUUGCUUGGUGUGAAGAGGUACAGAUCAUGCGUCUAGAAACAAGUGCCCAGCCUCUGAUUUGCAACGACUUGUACUCGCUGAAGAAAGAAAUGUACGAGGACACACCGACAAACCUGGUGCCCAUUAUGAUUGCGGAAUCUGGAAAGUCGUUGGACUCGGUAGUUGAAGAGCUCGUACAGGGAAUGUAUGCUUCAGCCCAGUCGUUUGAUACUGCGGCUGCCUCUCUCCGAGCUAAAGGGCUUGAGUACGAUGAGAAAGUUCAAGCGCAGCUUGAAAAGUUCAUCGGAGCAUUUGAAAGCUUUCAGACUGGAUGCUUUGAGUUUUUCAUGAACUCGAAGAGAUUUGGAGUCAAGCAAUACAAACAAAAGGAUGGAAGUUAUAUCAUACCAUUGUAAAUAGUGUAGCCACCUAGACACGCUCAAACCUGAUUAGUCAGAGAAGAAGUUCAUCACUCCAUUGAAUUUAAC